This is a messenger RNA of Dreissena polymorpha, 4024 nucleotides long. RefSeq names its product monocarboxylate transporter 13-like. Gene Ontology annotation, molecular function: monocarboxylic acid transmembrane transporter activity. The record is from RefSeq and is a predicted model, not a curated record. NCBI's taxonomy places the organism in Eukaryota, Metazoa, Mollusca, Bivalvia, Myida, Dreissenidae. Gene Ontology annotation, biological process: transmembrane transport. The transcript is spliced from 9 exons. The coding region runs from base 395 to 2329 and encodes 644 amino acids.
CGUAUCGAUCCAUAUCGUCAGAAAAUAGACUUACAAUUGUUGCGCACGGAAGAGGGUUUGUUUUACCUGUGGAAUCUGCAUUCUUGCGCCAGUCCGUAGUAAUAAAGCAGACGAGACAUGAAACGUUGCAUGUAAACAUUCAGUCGUGUUCGCCGCGUUGAAAAGCUGGAGUGAUAGCUUCAUAGUUUCAAUUUGUAGUGAUCAGUUCUAGUGUUGUUCGUGUUUUGGAUAACCUAUUUUUACAUCGAAAUUGCGCUGGUGUGUCUCUGUUCUUCAGAUCUGUCACAGUGCCUCGUUUUGAACAUUAGCGUGGAAUGGUUAUGUCGAAGGUCUAUGUGAUUAUGUGAUUCCCCUUCGUGUGUGAACGCCCUCCUACACAGCAGGAGCCGUCUCGAUGAGAAUGAAAAUGCAAUCCCGUAAAGACCAAUCGAUGAUUCAAGACGCAAAGCCAGUGACCCGGAUCGACUUUGGGGAUCACUUCCCCGAGGGGGGUUGGGGAUGGACGGUGGUUGCCGGGGCAACGCUGGUGCACAUUUUGUGUCAUGGGAUACAUUACGCUUAUGGAACUUUGUUGGUAAAACUGUCUGGUGGUUCCUCGAAGAAACAGGUCGACGUCAUUGACGCAGUGUGGAUGGGAAGCAUUGGCGUGAGUGUCACUCUGCUGUUGUCGCCGGUGAUCACCACGAUCUGUCGCCGGAAGUCCCCCCGACUGUACGCGGUGAUAGGUGGCCUCGUCGUGUCCCUGGGCAGCCUGUUCAUGUCGUUCUCGGAGCAGGUCGACCAUCUGUUCAUCAGCUUUUGCCUUGUACUCUCUAUUGGAUCCGGUCUCACGGUAACCACUGCUAACAUCAUGGUUGGGCGGUACUUCCGGUCGCGCCGGGAGCUGGCUGAGAUGAUACUGGUGUCCGGAACUGGAGCGGGAGCGGCGCUGAUAGCGUUCAUUCUAGACGAGCUGAUGGCAAAGCUGCAAUGGAAGGAAACCAUGCAGACGGUCGCAGGCUUGUUGGCCAUGACGAUGAUUGCGGGCGCCUUCUACCGGUCGGCGUCUCUGUACCACCCCCGGCGGAAUGUGAUCCUUCACAUCAAGAACCAAAAGAAGACACGCCGCGAAAGGGACCAGGAGAAGCCGUCGUAUUUUGACUUCACAGCUCUGAAGAUGCGGGCUUUACAAGGCAUCAUGGUUACUGUAGCGGUUGUCGCCCUUGGCAUGCACAUACCGUACAUUCUGAUGCUCCAAACGGCCAAGCAACGAGGAAUUGCCGACGAAUCCUUGAUGAUGUUGAAUGUCUUUCUCGGCGUCGGCUACUUCGUCGGCUGUUACAUCUUCGGCUACAUCGUGAUCAGGAACAACUCCGAGUGCUCCAUCAGCAGACGCCACCUCGCGCAGUCGUGCGUGCUGGCCAGUGGCGCGUGCACGUUGUUGUUCGUGAUGGCACGUGACCUGAACGCGUUCUCGUUGUACGCGUGGAUUUACGGCAUAUCGUCGGGUGGCUACUACUACACGGUGAAGAUGUACACUUAUGGGGUACUGAAGGAACGGAUCAUGGAGCGGGGAUGGGGGUUCGUGAACGCUGCUCAAACCCUGUCCUUUCUACUUGGGCCACCUCUUGCCAUCUAUCUGAACGAGUCGUACGACAGUGAUAUCGCCUGCUACGUGUUCGCCGGAAGCGUCAUGAUCGCGGGAGGUCUGUUCUUCUACUGCAUGCCGCUGUUCGAGCGGCACUCGUCCAACCACGACAUCGUCCAACGAUAUCAGAGCGCAUGCUCAAAGAACACGACCGAGGCCGCGGCCUUACUUGAUCUUGACCUGACAAACGCCAUGGUUACCAAACCGUUGAACAAUGUACAAUUCAUCGUGUCGCCGUCGCGGAUGAAACACUCGCACGGUAAGGACUCGAGUAAGAUCCAAAUGCAGUGCUUUAUCCAGCACAGAGACAAGGAAAAACCCAAACAAAUAGUGCUUUCAAGAAUCACAGAGGAGAAGGAGGGGCUGAGGCUGGAUUUCAACGAAAUCUCCUACAUAAGUUCCUCGAACUCAAAGUCAAAUUCGGAUGGCAGUGUACGGAGGAAGAGUCUUUCUGAUAAAGAGCUUUCGCAGCCUUUGUGUGAAAAUCUAUACUGCCAGGAGAUGAACCCCGAGCACCACUCCCACUCCACGGAGAAGUCGUUCAAGGCCAGUAACUCUUCUAAGGCCGAGUACAAGUUCCGGAGGAGUUCGGAUAACGUGAAAUUGGAGUUCUUCGAUCCACCCAGCCAGGAGAAGGAGUCCACCGCCACGGUGUCCUACGACAGUGACCUGUACAUAAAUCUGUGCGAAGCUCAAGUGUAAGGUCAUUGUGUUAAACGAACGUGUUACGAGUGCUUGGUAUUUUUCUGCGUUUAUUUAAAAAGGAAAUGCUGUACGUUUCCAGUCUUGUUUUUAUUGAUCUGUGAAUUAACUGCAUAAUUUGAUUUUCAUAGCGACGGUUUAAAACCAUUGAGUAUGAAUACAUCAACCGCUUUUGCAAUUUAGAUUUAUAUUAAAGCUAUCUAGACGAUUUUCCUAAAGUAUUGUAUUAACGGUAUUUGCAAGUUCACUGAACAACGGUAUACAUUAUAUAAUAUAUGAAAACAUGCAUUCUAUAUCGUAAUACACAAGUUCCAAUUACAUGUCGCGUGUAUUGCCAGGUAAAUGUAUCACAGAAAAUAUAACCAAUGUAAUUAUAUGUUCGCUGGUGCUUUCCAAUUGUUAAGCUCAAAAACAUUUAUGUUUCAUUUUUCCCCUACCUCUGGUCGAAGUAUGAUGGUUUUCAGUUAUUGGCAUAAUUAUCUUUAUUUUUACUAAUUACUGUUCAACCAGUUAACCCAGAAAAUGGUUGAAUGCCGGAUAUGACUUUACUAUGUCGAAAACGGCAAUAAAUCCAUAUCAGACAAACAAACACGAAAGCAAACAAAAGUCUGGAAUCUGCGUUGUACUGCUUGCAAUGAUAUUUUCUUAAAAACUAUUACUAUAAUGCAUACUUUUGAUUGAAUUGCUCACAUUCAUAUUUUAUGGGCUCUUUCUCAAAUUGAUACGUAUAUUAGCGUUAUAUUGUACUUCUGUAUGUACUAAAAGGCUGCAACAUGUGCUACCAUAAUCAUGUUUGGGCAGUUAACCGUGUGUGUUUAUUUUUCUGCUCAUAAAUGAUUGUCAAAAGGCGCACACAUUUAAUUAAUCCAUUUUCUUAUUUACCACUAACUAAAAAUCGACAACGAAAUAUAGUUUCUUUAACUAGAUAAAGAAGAAAUGCUAUUUGCUCUAUCACAGAUUUAUUUACUUGUAUCGCAACUUAUUGACAUCAGUUUGAAAUCGGUAUUCAUUGGAAAACUAAUACAAUGCGGGGGUGGGGGGGAAUAAACGUUGACUCCAAUACUCAUUAUGUUUUGUUUGCAAAUUUUUCAUAUUGAUUACACUUCUCAACAUUUUAAAUAUGCCACAAUUUAUUUUCCUUAUUCAUCAAGCCAUUUUAGAUUAAAGCAUCAAUAAUAGACACACAUUCCUCGUUUACCCGUUGCAUAUGUUAUAUUCUAGUUUCUUUGUUUGUUUCUGUCUUCUAAGGAGAAGAUGUAUCACAAUAUUAUAGCAUCGCAGAAAUGUAAGUCUACGCAUAUGGGAAACUGCAGUAUUUAUGCUUAAACUGAUAUUCAGUUACUUUUGCACAUUCUUUUAUCGAGUCACACUAGACACUCAUGGUGGGAACUGAAUAUAUUGUCCAGUUACUGAUCUCUCCACAAUGUAAGUUUUGACGUCAAUGAUGACGUAGAUGAUUAAAGUCUUUCAUAUGGGUAUAUGAGGGCUACUUUUAUUCGCGUAGGUGGCGUAGGUGGCUGUGUUCGUGAAUCGGUGAACAUCAGUUGUUCUUGAAUAUUUGGCUUUUGUAUUUAUUAGAUUGCUUGAGUAAACGUGUUAUGUAUGAACGAUUUAAAUGUUUGCUAUAAAAGCUGCACAUCUGUUGAAGUUUUCUUGGUAAAAGUUGUAUCUGUAGAUUUUAUUUGUAUAUUUUAC